Molecule: messenger RNA, 1821 nt
Organism: Pelmatolapia mariae (spotted tilapia)
Lineage: Eukaryota; Metazoa; Chordata; Actinopteri; Cichliformes; Cichlidae
Gene: sirt4
Product: sirtuin 4
Exons: 4
Coding region: 117-1052 (311 amino acids)
Cellular component (GO): mitochondrial matrix; nucleus
Molecular function (GO): NAD-dependent protein lysine deacetylase activity; NAD+ binding
Source: RefSeq, a predicted model, not a curated record
GCCAAUGUUAUCUCAUAAGUGAUUUGUGUGUUAUUCAACAACUCGUUUUAGCUGCUGUCACUUUCUGCUGCUGCUGACUUCACUGACUGUAACUACCGCUGUAAGUCCCUAAUAAGAUGAUGAGGCUGCCAUGGCGGGUCCUGGCUCCACACACAGCACCUGUAAGGAGAGCCUCCUCAGUCCCUGCAGGGCUGAUGAACUUUGUCCCCGCCUGCAGCACCACCGACGCCCACUCACUGGCGCUGCUGCAGGACUUUGUGACCCGAGUCAGACGCCUGUUUGUCAUCACCGGAGCGGGUCUGUCCACGGAGUCGGGCAUCCCCGAUUACCGAUCGGAGGGCGUCGGGCUGUACGCCCGUACUGACAGACGACCCAUGCAGUACGCAGAGUUUGUCCGCAGCGCAAAGUCGCGUCAGCGCUACUGGGCCAGAAACUUCGUCGGAUGGCCGCAGUUUUCCUCCCACUGGCCGAACUCUGCACACAAGGCCCUGCAGCGGUGGGAGGAGAGGGGCAAGCUGCACUGGCUGGUUACGCAGAAUGUAGAUGCUCUUCACUCAAAGGCGGGUCAGAAGAGACUCACAGAGCUCCACGGCUGUGCCCACAGGGUCACGUGCCUUGGCUGUGGUGCCAUCUCAGCACGGGAGGAGCUCCAGAGGCGAUUUAUAUCUUUAAACCCAGAGUGGCAAGCUCAGGCAGGCACUGUGGCCCCAGACGGAGACGUCUUCUUAGAGGAUGAGCAGGUCCUCCAUUUCAGAGUUCCCUCCUGUGAUGACUGUGGCGGGAUACUGAAGCCUGAGGUCACGUUUUUUGGAGACUCCGUGAACAAAGCAACUGUGCAGUUUGUGCACGAAAGGCUGGCAGAGUCGGACGCGGUGCUCGUCGUGGGGUCAUCUUUACAGGUGUACUCAGGAUACAGGUUUUUACUGGCAGCGAGGGACAGGGAGAUGCCAGUCGCCAUCCUGAACAUAGGGCCCACCCGAGCAGACCACCUGGCUGAGCUGAAAGUCAGCGGCCGCUGCGGGGAAGUGCUGUCAGUCAUUCAGCCGCUCUGACUGACCGCAGCCUGAAAAGCUUGAAGUUCUCUGCUGGUUAGGUUAAAACUACCUCAGAUUUAUGGAAACAGUUGCUCUCUGUUGUUACACGCUGUAUGCAGGUGACUGAACGUUAAUAAUUGUGAGCUAUAAAUGUGUCAGACUUGAAUCCAGCUGAUCUUCAUACAGCAGGUUGGGGUCAGGGAGCUGAAAUCCUGGCUCUGCAAUCAAAUGUCAACCUACCAGGAAAACAGAAAGGCUGUGCUUUGUUGUGUGAUUGCUGGUUUUAGGUUGGCACAAUAAUGGCAUGCAGGUCAGAUGUGUGAAGUGAAAUGAAAAUUUGCAGGCUUGAAGAAAAACAGAGGUACCCCGUUUCCUUCCUCAAGCUCUUUUCACUUUAUAAAUGGACUGCAUUCAUGUUCAAGUCUUAUCAAACACACAAAGCACCAUCACUAUAUACUGACGACACCUUUGGAUUCAAACGCUCUUAUUCUGAUAAGACAAAAAGACAUAUGGUGGCUGCUCUGAUGUAGAUGGGAAGAUGCAAUAUAAAUGUUUAUUUUCAUGUUCUGCCACCAGAUCUGUUUUAAAAGGUGCAGUUUGUUCUUCUUCCUUUUUUUUUAUUAUGCAAUACUCAGAUGGUUAGUAUUUUUGAUUGAUUUUAAAUGCUGCCGUAUUCAAUUUAGAGGCAUUUCCAUUUUUUGUGAAUUGCACAGUUUAAAGUAGGUUGAAUUAAACUUUUUCAGGCUGGAUUUUAAAGUGGCAUUAUGCUGUCAUUUUAAGGUUAUGU